AUGUCUACUCUGAGUACUAGACUUUACAUCGACGGGCUUCUGGAUGAAAUACAACGGCUCAAGAGUCAGGUCGCCCGGCACACCUCGUGCUCCACCUCUGCGCAAGACCAUGUCGUCACUCAGGGCAGCCGCGCUGGCAACAGAGCAAUGACGCCGUUGUCUGGCCGGGGUAAUGAUGGCGAAGAGGCGGCGGCGAGUGCGGCUCUCGAAGUGAAGCCGUGGUUCAUCAACGCAAAUGUCUUCCGCACGCCGAUCCUGAUAGGAGAGGUCGCCGACCCCGCAUUCUCAACCCGCAUCCGCCAGGUCAUCUCCGACCCCUUUUCUCUCCAGCCCCGGCACAUGCUCCGGGUCAACUACGCGCCAGACACGGAGCUAAUGUCCCUCGUCAAGUCCGACAUCUCCUGGCCGACCCCGUCGAGGUCCCGCUUCCUCGUCGAGGUCGCGCUCAAGUACGUGAGCCAUCGCUAUCACGUCGUGCGCCGGAGUCUGGUCAUGGAAAACCUGGAGCAGAGCAUCCACAACCCUUCGUGGGGCCAUCUCAUGCUCAGGUCCAAGCUGUGGGCGCUGUUCGCCAUAGGGGAGCUCUACUCGACGCGGUCCAUCCCCUCCGAGAAGGAGUUUCCCGGCAUGGCCUAUUUCGCCAAGGCGUCCAGGAUCCUCGGUGUGCUCGAUGAGCGUCCCGGGACGGAUUCCAUUGAGAUUAUACUCCUGCUAUCCUUCUACUCCCUGGCCCUGAACCGGCGGUACAGCGCCUUCGUCAUGUCCGGCACGGCGAUGCGCAUGGCCAUCGUCAUGGGGUUGCACCUCAACAUCCCGGAGUCUCAGCUUCGCGACCCGGACCUCCGCGAACAUCGCAAGCGCCUGUUCUGGACGACGUACAUCUUCGACCGCGUCUGGGCGUCCAAACUGGGGCAUCCGACCGCCAUACAGGACAGCGACAUAGGCAUAGACUUGCCGUCGGAGCCUGUUGCGAGCCAAACUUUCGGUGACGAUUUCGGCGACACGGCCUAUCAUAUCGCCAGUCUGCGUCUGGCAGCGCUCGUGACAAAGACCGUUCGCUCGAUAUAUGGCCAACGCAACCAGGGAGACGCUACCCUCUCGACCAGGGUACAGCAGGCCCUGAAAGACCUCCGUACAUGGGUGGAAGACCUGCCGAGCCACCUGCGAAUCGACAACGCGGGCACGGAACCGACAUGCAUCUCUCUUCACCUCUCUUUUAACCAGUGCGCAAUACUGGCAACGCGUCCGAUACUGCUCCACAUCCUCCGCACAAAGGUGGCCGCGUGGCCGUCCGAGUCCCCGGUGACGGAGACGCAGGUGCCGGCGAGCGCAGUCACCCUGUCCGAGGCCUGCAUCCGCUGCGCGCGGCACUCGGUGCGCCUCCUCACGGACUCGUGGAUCGACGGGUCCUUCGCCACCUUUGACUACUUCUACACGCAGUACCUCUUCUCCGCCCUCACCGUCCUCGCCGCCUCGAGCCUGCUCGACGGCCCGGACGCCCGCGGCGACAGGGACGCCUUCGAGGAGUCGGCGCGCUUUCUCUCGCAGCUCGGGGACGCCGGCAACUUCGCCGCCCAGGAGUACUGCCACCACGCCGACGUGCUGCGCGCCGAGAUCGAGAGGUUCCACGCGAAACGCAUGGGCCCGCCCGAGGGGGGGCCGGGUGUCGGGCUCGGCCUCGGCACGGUGCCUCCGCAGUCCGGCCCGGCGAUCCCCGCGCACGCGACGGCGGGCAUGGCGCUGACGGAGCCGUCGCUGGAGGAGCUCCUGGCGCAGCCGGUCCUGGACCUGCAGUUCUUGGAGGCCUCCUUCUACGACGACCUGCAGGGGCUGUAUUGGCCCGAUUUCAGCACGGAGAACUGGGACACUUGGGCUUCGACAUGA
Messenger RNA from Colletotrichum graminicola M1.001, 1884 nucleotides. RefSeq names its product fungal specific transcription factor domain-containing protein. Gene Ontology annotation, cellular component: nucleus. The record is from RefSeq and is a predicted model, not a curated record. Gene Ontology annotation, molecular function: zinc ion binding; sequence-specific DNA binding. Gene Ontology annotation, biological process: DNA-templated transcription; positive regulation of transcription by RNA polymerase II. The transcript has 4 exons. The coding region runs from base 1 to 1884 and encodes 627 amino acids. NCBI's taxonomy places the organism in Eukaryota, Fungi, Ascomycota, Sordariomycetes, Glomerellales, Glomerellaceae.